UCCAGGGUGAUCCAAGGGAGUCGUCGAGUUUUGUGUGGCCGACCUGCACGUGCACUACAGGCCUUUUACGCAGGGGGGAGGGGGGGAGGGCGGAGGAAGGCGCGAGAAACAACGAACGUGUGUCAAGCCCGUCCGCCGUGCGGGAAGCGGGAAUCGCGUGAACCGACAAUAAAAGCAACGGAGAGGAGAAGCAGGGACACCCGCGGCGUGUCGCCGUGUGUUUACGUUUACGACGAGCGACUGCCGUCGCUGUCGCCGUCAUCUGACGUCUUGCCACCGUUCGACCACGCAACGACGACACAAAUGACGACCUGCGAGGUGAGACCUGGCAAACCGCGGCACGAUGGUCGUAUCUUUUAACCGGUAUCUGCCGGUGAUCCUGCCGGAGAUCGACAGUGAACCCGAUAGCGCCAUCGUCGCGAGCGACGUCGGGUCGUCCGACGUCAAGCAGCGCGCUUCGUACACUACGGAUGAGCCUGUUGCGAGGAACUGUUCAACCAGCACCAGCACUAUCGGCAUCGGCGGCGGUGGUGGCCCGACGACGACGGCCUCCGUGACAACACCGGCAGUCACGGUGACGACGUCGGCGGUCACAGUACCGCUGUGUAUCCUGGGCGAGGUACAGUUGCGCUUCCUCUGUCCCGACGACCUGGAGGAAGUACGAUCGCUCUGCCAAGAUUGGUUCCCCAUAGAUUAUCCUUAUUCAUGGUAUGAAGACAUCACAAGCUCGUCAAGAUUUUAUGCACUUGCAGCAGUGUACGGUGGAGUAAUAAUAGGGCUGAUUGUCGCAGAGAUAAAGCCUUAUGCCAGAUUGAAUAAGGAGGAUCGCGGCAUCUUGUGCUCCAGCUUGGGAAAAAAUUGUUUAGUGGGUUAUAUACUUAGUUUAGGAGUACGUCGCGCGUAUAGGAGAAAUGGCAUAGCAUCGUUGCUAUUGGAACAGUUACUCGCUCAUGUCACCGCUCCAGAACGUUCCUCCGUAAAGGCAGUCUUCCUACAUGUGCUCUCCAGCAACGCUCCCGCUAUAUUGUUUUAUCAGAGGUGUCACUUUCGGCUGCAUAGUUUCCUUCCGUAUUAUUACUCGAUCCGGGGAAAAUGUAAGGAUGGUUUUACAUAUGUUCUUUACGUUAACGGCGGACACGCACCCUGGGGUAUUUGGGACUGGGUUCGUCACCUGGCCGGUGCGAUGACCAGUCUCAUACCGUGCAGAGUACCACGAUGGAUUUGGCAACGUCUUUUAUGGGCAACCACCAUUCUUUCGUACCACAGAUGAUACAUUUUGUGAUUUAUUAUGUUCCAUUACAUAUUUAUUUUUCUCUUUUGGAUUAUAGAGAUGUUAUACGCAUGUAAAGUGCCAUAAGUUGACUGGUUCAAGUAGUUAGCCAUAUUGCGUACUCCUGUGCUAAUGCAAAGUUAGAAAUGGACAUUGAUCAAAGAUCGAUUUAUAUAACAUGAACAAAUAUUUAAAUUCGUCUAAAGUUUGGGCAGCAAGGCUUCAGAGUAUCUUAGCACAGCUUUUGUUAUCAAGGAUUGCUAGUUAUUAAGUACAUAUCGUUAUUACAAUACUGUUGUAAUAGUUCGAGAUGUAACUGCCAAAAAUAAUUAAGUUUAAAUAAU
Atta colombica is the source of this 1614-nucleotide messenger RNA. RefSeq names its product N-alpha-acetyltransferase 60 (gene Naa60). Gene Ontology annotation, biological process: N-terminal peptidyl-methionine acetylation. NCBI's taxonomy places the organism in Eukaryota, Metazoa, Arthropoda, Insecta, Hymenoptera, Formicidae. The coding region runs from base 344 to 1270 and encodes 308 amino acids. Gene Ontology annotation, molecular function: protein-N-terminal amino-acid acetyltransferase activity; histone acetyltransferase activity. The transcript is spliced from 2 exons. Gene Ontology annotation, cellular component: Golgi membrane. The record is from RefSeq and is a predicted model, not a curated record.